Messenger RNA from Dermochelys coriacea (leatherback sea turtle), 5482 nucleotides. RefSeq names its product potassium voltage-gated channel subfamily H member 4 (gene KCNH4). Gene Ontology annotation, cellular component: membrane. The record is from RefSeq and is a predicted model, not a curated record. Gene Ontology annotation, biological process: potassium ion transmembrane transport; regulation of membrane potential. The transcript has 16 exons. Bases 40 to 3237 code for a protein of 1065 amino acids. NCBI's taxonomy places the organism in Eukaryota, Metazoa, Chordata, Testudines, Dermochelyidae. Gene Ontology annotation, molecular function: voltage-gated potassium channel activity.
GCGGGCCGGGCCGGGGAGCGGGCGGGCGGCGGCGGGGCCAUGCCGGUGAUGAAGGGGUUGCUGGCCCCGCAGAACACCUUCCUGGACACCAUCGCCACCCGCUUCGAUGGCACCCACAGCAACUUCAUUCUGGCCAAUGCUCAGGUUCACCGUGGCUUCCCCAUCGUCUACUGCUCUGACGGCUUCUGCGACCUCACCGGCUUCGCCCGCACCGAGGUCAUGCAGAAGAACUGCAGCUGUCGCUUCCUGUACGGGGCCGAGACCAGCGAGUCCAUCCUGCAGUGCAUCGAGAAGGUGCUGGAUGGGAGGCAGGAGUACCAGACUGAUGUCUGCUUCUACAAGAAGAGCGGAGCUGCCUUCUGGUGCCUGCUGGACAUCGUGCCCAUCAAGAAUGAGAAGGGGGAGGUGGUUCUCUUCCUCGUCUCCUUCAAGGACAUCACCGAGAACCGGGGCAAGAGCCACCCAGGCGACAGGAGAGAUGAGAAGCACCGGAGCAAGAAGGCGGGGAGCUCCCACCCGCGGGCAGCGCGCAAGCAGGGCCGCACGGUGCUGCACCAGCUCACCCGCCAGUUCACCGGCAAGGAGCGGGGCGAGAUGAAGAUCAACAGCAGCGUCUUUGGGAGCAAGCCGUCCAUUCCCGAGUACAAAGUGGCCUCAGUGCAGAAAUCCCGCUUCAUCUUGCUGCACUACAGCGUCUUCAAGGCCCUGUGGGACUGGCUCAUCCUGCUGGCCACCUUCUACGUGGCCGUCACUGUCCCCUACAACGUCUGCUUCACCAGCACCGAGGACAGUCUGGCCACCGCCCGCAGCACCAUCGUCAGCGACAUUGCCGUGGAGAUGCUCUUCAUCCUGGACAUUGUCCUGAACUUCCGCACCACUUACGUCAGCCAGUCGGGGCAGGUGGUGUAUGACACUCGCUCCAUCUGCAUCCACUACGUGGCCACCUGGUUCUUUGUGGACCUGAUCGCGGCCUUGCCCUUCGACCUCCUCUACGCAUUCAAUGUGACCGUGACCUCGCUGGUGCACCUGCUGAAGACCGUGCGUCUCCUGAGGCUGCUGCACCUGCUGCAGAAGUUGGACCGCUACUCCCAGUACAGCGCCAUGGUGCUCACCCUGCUCACGUCCAUGUUCGCCCUGCUCGCCCACUGGCUGGCCUGCAUCUGGUACGUCAUCGGCCGGAAGGAGAUGGAAAGUAACGACCCUCUGACCUGGGGCAUUGGCUGGCUCCACGAGCUGGGCAAGAGGCUGGAGGCACCCUACGUCAACAGCUCCAUGGGGGGCCCAUCCGUCCGCAGCACCUACAUUGCCUCCCUCUACUUCACCCUCAGCAGCCUCACCAGCGUGGGCUUCGGCAACGUCUGCGCCAACACCGACGCGGAGAAGAUCUUCUCCAUCUGCACCAUGCUGAUCGGGGCCCUGAUGCACGCCGUGGUGUUCGGGAACGUCACGGCCAUCAUCCAGCGCAUGUACUCCCGCCGCUCCCUCUACCACACCCGCAUGAAGGACCUCAAGGACUUCAUCCGCGUGCACCGCCUCCCUCAGCAGCUCAAGCAGAGGAUGCUGGAGUACUUCCAGACCACCUGGUCGGUGAACAACGGCAUCGACGCCAAUGAGCUGCUGCGCGACUUCCCCGACGAGCUGCGGGCCGACAUUGCCAUGCACCUCAACAAAGACAUCCUGCAGCUGCCGCUCUUCAAGACGGCCAGCCGGGGCUGCCUGCGUGCCCUCUCCCUUCACAUCAAGACCUCCUUCUGCGCCCCCGGCGAGUAUCUGCUGCGCCAGGGCGAUGCCCUGCAGGCUAACUACUUCGUCUGCUCCGGCUCCCUCGAGGUCCUGAAGGACAACAUGGUGCUGGCCAUCCUGGGCAAAGGGGACCUGAUCGGGGCCGACCUGCCCGACAAGGACCAGGUGAUCAAAACCAACGCGGACGUCAAGGCGCUGACCUACUGCGACCUGCAGUACAUCACCCUGCGCGGCCUGGUGGAGGUGCUGGAGCUCUACCCCGAGUACUCCAGCAAGUUCAUGGCCGACAUUCACCAGGACCUCACCUUCAACCUGCGGGAGGGCAGCGAGAUCGAGGGGCUCCUACGGUUUCCGAGAUCCCCUCGGUUAUCUCAGCCUCGCCCGGAGAGCGGCACCAGCCCCGAAAAGCCUCUCCACUCCAUCCUGGAGGACGAGGAGGAGCCCGACGAUGUCUUCCACCCUUCGCCCACCAGCCUGACCCACCUCAAGCUGCUGCUGCCCACCCUGCAGAGCCCCAUGCGGUGUGGCUCCCUCAGCAGCCUGCUGGGUGACGAGCUGCGCCAGUUCUCGGCUCUGCGCCGCACCUGCCGCUCCCCCGCCCGCUGCAGCCAGGGCAGGAGCCCCUCGCCACGGUGUCUGAGAGAUGGCGAGAGCAGCAAUGGCCGCAAGCCAGCCAAGCUCCUCAUCCCCUCCCUGCACAUCACUGGCCCCCCGGAACUGAGCCCCAGGGUCGUUGACGGGAUCGAGGAUGAUGGCAGGACGUCGGAGAUGCAAACUUUCCAUUUCAACGUGGAGCCACCUCUGCAGAGCUCGGUCGCAGGCUCGCUGACAUCCGGGACGUAUGAGGCCAGCCCAGCCUUAGGUGCAGAAGUGGAGGAGAUAAAGCAGAACGUCAGCAGACUGAACCAAGAGAUCAACAACCUCAACCAGGAAGUUUCCCACCUCAGCCGGGAGCUGCAGCGCAUGAUGUACCUGCUCCAGAGCCCGCUGCCAUGCGCCCCAGCCUUGGCCUGCCCCUACGGCCUCCCCGUGCUCUCCUCCCAGCCCCCGAAACCCAGCAGCGGGAGCGAGCCGCCACUCAGACUACCCCCGGGGGCGGUGCCACCCCUUUUGCCUUUGGCUCACGCCUCCAUCUCAGGGCUGCCGUCACCACUGCCAGGGGACGCUGGAGUUUCUCCCAGCGCCACCUCCGCCAAGGUCCCUGGCUCCCGGAGCAUGCCCCCAGCCAGCCCGUGGGAGCCAGAGGGGCUCCACGCUCCCAGAGACUCAUCCCGCGCGCCUUCCAACCGUUACCGCCUGCCCCGGGCAGACAUGGACGGGGCCCACCUCCCACCGACACAAGCUGCCCCACUCAGUGGUCAGACUCCCAGUCUUCCCCACUCGCUCGCAGGCUCCCGGGUCCUGUGCCCUCUGCCCUCGCCCCCUGCCGGCCCCAGCCCGGCCUUCCCCAACUGCUCUGCUCAGAGCCACCCCCCGCCACACCUCCGCUGCUGAUCAGACUUGGAAAGCUUCCACUGACGUCCCCCCCGCCGCUGGUCCCACAUGCCCUCCAUGCAUGGCUCAGCCUGGGAGCUGCGGCGAGCCGCAUGGAUGGAGCACACUGGGGGGGCCUCACGAGCGGCGUCUGGUGAUGUUGUUGGGAUGAUGGCCCCAAUUCUGCCAGCGUCAAUUUCCCUUCUAUCUGCAGGUGUAAUUGCAAGAGUUGGGGGCUGGGCGGGGGAUGGACGAGAGCCCCGCUUCCCCCGGCUCUUCCAGGGCACUUUCCGCUCCAGCUGUGACCCCCACCUGCUCACGGCACUGCGGAGCUGGUGCGUUUUCUACAAAAUGAUGGUUUUUGUUUGUGACGAGGAAUUUAUUCUGAAAGCCUUAGAACUCCUAGGAGGACCCUAAGCACAAGCCUGUCCUCUGACCACAGGACCAGCCCCCCGGGUGCCCUGCAGGUCUGGGGCACCCCACCAAGCCAGGUACCUCUCUGCUCCCCCUCUCUGCUCAAUACGCUGCUCUCUCCGCAGCCUUCUGCUCCCAUCUUCAGUAUGUAUUUGCCUGAAUUGAACAGGGUCAGGGUCCUGCUGAGGGAGUGGGGGCUGCGCUGGUUUGGAUGUAAUUUACAGAGGGAACAAUCUGCGUGAAAUGCACAAUGCUGGAGAACAGCUGGGCUGCUUCCAGGGCCACUUGGAAACCAGGCCCAGCAGGGCCGGACCAGCUCUUGCUGACCCCGCCGGGGCAGUAGUUUGCAGGACUGGACUGUGCAACCCCGGGGCCAGUCCUGACAUCUCUCCCCCACGGGCCGAUUCCGGGCUGCUUUGUGUUCCAGCGGCUCAGGGCUCAGUUUUGAGGCGUUGCCAGGUGUGGGUUCAGACUGUGUAUGGGACUCUCCUUAUGGAUGUAGCUGGGGGAUGGGCAGGUUCUGCCCAUUUGGGGAGUGUGGCAGCAAUUCCCCUGGAGCUGGGGGUCACAUCCACCUGCCACACAACCCUCUUCCUCCACCCAGGCUGCGGCUCCCCACAACUGCAUGUCCCCGCGAUGGCAUGUCCCGGCCUGCUCCCCACUCACAGGACCUCACUGCAACAAACGGCCAAUGUCUCCUGCUCCUCUGUGCGAAGGAGUGGCAGGGGGAGGCUGGAUGAGCCCAGCUCCGGGGGGGGGGGGUGCGCGGAGGCCUUAGUGCUCAGGUUUAGGAUGGCAGGGGAAGCCCCUUUGCCCAGGUGGGAAUUCCCCAUAAAGCCCCAGAGGGAGGCACCGACGUGGGGUUAACAGUGCCUGGGCCCCUGGCAUGAAUGGGAUAAAGUCAGGCCCGGUUGGAGGCCAGUUUCUGCAUCACUCCUUGGGGGCUCCGGCCAGGGAAAGGGAGCGAGGGUGGGUGGAAGGGAGCAACAAAAGCAUAGGAUAUGGGGGUGCAGCGAAACAUUGGGUGGUGCCUUGGCCACCUCUGCAGCGUGGCGCUACCCCCAAAGCUGCCCCUCCCCACCAGGAAUCCCGGGGCAGGCACGGCUGACCUGCCCGCAGGGCACACAGGACUGGGUGGCUCCAGCCCUGCCCAGGCACCGGUCUGGGAGCCCAUGCAGCAUGGUCGUGGCUGAGCUGGGCACGAAGGGGGCCAUGGCCGGAGAGGCACUUUGCCAUUGCCCUGCUGGAAGCAGGAGAUCAGACAGGCAGAUCAGACCCAGCCUGCGUGGCCCCGACCCUGGCCCCUUGCUGCCCAGACGUCAUUUGGCCACAUCUGUCUCCAGCUGCCUGUUCCCACUGCCCCGGGCGCAGGGCCUGGCGGGGUCACUGUGCAGCCUUUUUGGGUGGGGGUCUCCUCUGGGUCGGCAGCCCCAGCUCUGCAAACGAGCGGGGGGCGGGUUAAAGACUUUGGAUACUUUUUUUCCCCAAAGAUUUUUUAACUUUUUUAUUGCCUGGUGGGAUUUUUCUCCCCACCCGGAUGACACGGAUGGGCAGCUCUGGGCCAGCAUCAGGGAAGUUGGCCCCAGCUCCGGGCAGGCAGGCAGGGCUGGUGCUGCCGUUUAUGUGGCUGGGGGCCGGCGGUGACUCAGCCCCGUGUGUUAAGUUUGGGGCGUCUCAGGCCCGUUCUCAGUGGGCCAAGGUGGUCACACACUGAAGCACCAGCCCCUCCGCCCCAGGCUCCUCUCCCCCUGACCCAGACUCUCCCCUCCCCAGACUCCUCUUCCCCCCUCCCGCUCCCCGAGGCUCCCCCCCCGGCCUGUCUGCCACCAGCAUGCGCCACCGCUGCGUACCC